AUGUUUUAUACUUUUGGUGGACGAUCCUUAAAAGGUGCUCAAAACGAUCUAUGAGGGUUUAAUUUAAACACAAUGCAAGUAAUUUUUAUGAAGUGAAAUGAAAUUAGUGUGAGUGGAGAUAUUCCGGCACCUAGAACUCUGCCAGCUUUUACAAAAUAUAAACAAAAUGGAAAAUUAAAAUUUGCUAUAUACGGUGGAAUUGGGCUAGAUGGAGAUGAAGAUAGCUUACUUUAUCAUUUAAAAACAAAGAAAAAUUAUUUUAAAUAAUAAACUUUUUUUUUCAUUAUUUUAAAAUUGGAUUACUAUACUGUAAGCGAUUUUUAUUUCUAAAAUUAUCUACAUGUUUUAAAAAGUUAACACUAAAGCUAAAAAGGAUUUAGUAAUUUUGGAUGUUGCUAAUAUGGAGUGAACACUUAUGCCUGCGAGUGGAAAUACUCCUGGCCGCCUUACCUCUGCAUCUUUGCAAUAUUUCGAUGGAAUGCUGUAUUUAGCUGGAGGAGUUGAUGACUCUAUUCCUAUUAACUUUCGCUACAAUGAUGAAUUUUAUCAAUAUGAUUUGACAAAAAAAUAUUGGAAAAAAAUUGGCAAUCCUAGCCAUACUUACACACAUAGAAGUUUAGCAGGGAGCAUUGUAUAUGAUGAAAAUUUUUAUUUAUUUUUCGGCUGAAGUGAUAAAUUAGGGAGAGACGUUUCUGAAAUCAGUAAGGUAAAUUUAAAUGACAUAAAUUAUGAGUGAAUUUCAGUUCCAGUUUUGGAUAAUUCCUAUUCAGUUACUUUAUUAAGAGAUUCGUACAGUUUUAUAUCAGUAAAUUCUUCACUUUUUAUUUUUGCAGGGUAUAAUAUGACAUCAGGAAAUUUAAACGAUUUAGCUCAGUUUAGUGUAUCAGGAUUUCCAAUUACAUAUGAUUGUUUAUCAGAGCUUUACACUGGACCUUCUGCAAGGUCUCAUCAUGUAAUGCUUACUUACUUACUUACUUAGUUACUUAGGUUUUUAAAGUGUCUUCCCUCUUCCGCAGGAUGAUUAGGCAUGCAUAAGCCCAUCCUUUUAAAUCCCAACUAGUGAUGUCAGCAGCGUUCCUCCCUAUAUGUAGGCAUUCCAGAAGACUCCACUUGUCAGGCCAGAAGGUCCGCACUGGCCUCGUUGGCCUCGCCCGAACUUGACUCCUGCGCGUGUUCCGCCUAAGGGUCACCCUCCUCGGGUGUGUCAAGCAGAAAAACCAGGUACUCCUAGUAUCCUGGACCAAAGAAAUACCCUAUGCGGUAUUCCAUAUUGGUGUUGCGGAUAAAGGUCCACGUGGAAAACUGAACCCUAUAAUAAUAAAAGCGAAGGAAGGAAUAGUUCUCGGAGAGAGAAUUAAUUCCGCACUGAGCAUUUUAUUAUUAUCCUCAUCAUGUAAUGCAAGUUAUCGAAGGGAAUAUUUACAUUUUUGGUGGAGACGCAAAAGGAUCCAAACUCAAUGAUUUAUGAGUUUUUGACCCAGAAACUGAAGUUUGGGAAAUUCUUUUCCCUGAUGGGGAUGUACCAACGCCGAGAUCACAUCAUUCAUCAGGAGCACAAGGAAAUGUUAUGUAUAUUUUUGGCGGUAUUGAUCAAAGUGGCGUUUUGCUAAAUGACUUAUAUCAAUUUGAUGCAACUUCAAACGUUUGAAAAGUUAUUAAAUCUUCAAACUUGAACUUGCCAUCAGCUCGAUAUUCUACUUGUGCAGUUUAUUCUAUUCCAAUAUUGUAUAUUUUCGGCGGAAUGACGACAGCAGGAGUUUCAAAUGAACUUUGAAGCUAUAAUUGUGGGUUGAAUACUUUCUCCUUAAUAUCAUCUGAUGCUCCUUAUAGACUUUAUUAUCCUCGAUGUGCUGUUGAUACGUCAGCUACCACAUUUUUUGUAUUAAAUGGAGACGCGGAAAGACAAGAAUCAAUUGGUGUUUUAUUUUCGUUUAAUUUUUCCAGUAAAAACUGGAAAAUACUAAAACAACCAGAAACACCAAAAAGAAAUAAGUCUGACGGCGUUGCAAUAUUAAUUGGAGAUUUUGGAGUUUUAAAAAACUACUAAAAUUUAUUUUUAUAUUAAAAAAUUUAUCAAAUGAAUUUGAUUAAUUUUAAAUAGAAAGUGGAAAAAUUUUUUUAAUCAGAUUUUGUAAUGUAUAUUGGAGGACAUCAAUGAGGUACAGAUCCAAUUUCCUCGGUAUAUGCAAUUGAUUUAUCGAAUAGUUUUCAGUAUAUUGAUUAUCCUUCAACUCCUAUGCACUUUAUUGGGUCAGCUUUUGCGUAUUAUAAAACAGAUCUCUAUGUUCAUGGAGGGGUUUCAUCAACUAAAUCAUUUAUAAGAAUUUCGAUCCCUGUAGUAAAUUUCUAUAAAAUUAGCCUAAAACAAUUUUGCACUAAUGAAUCAUGCCCUGCUCCUUGCAGUCCGGGCACAUAUGAAUCAAUGAAUGGUUGCAAGGGGUCGAGAGGAAUUUCUCGCUUGGUAAAUUCCUCACAUUUUUAAGGUUGUUUUUUUGCAAGAUGGCAAAUUCUGCUGACUCACUUUUACAGCCAUUUUUUUAAAUUUUUUCCACUAUUGAAAAUAUAUGGCGUAAUUUACUCCGAGAACAGUAAAAAUUACGGUGAAAUUAAUCCAAGGAUGUUAAAUUCCUAUCGACCUUUUGCAAGCCAUGUGAAAAAGGAACUUAUAAUCAUGAGUUUGGCAAGCCAGUUUGCUAUGAUUGUAAUCCAGGAACUUAUAAUCCAAAUAUAGGAAGUAAUACAGUAAGAGAGUGUUUUCCAUGCAAGGAAGGGAAAUUUAAUAAUUUAGUUGGGCAAUCUAACUUCUACAGUUCAGAAAGAUAGAGGUUCGAUAUUAAAUGAAAUGGCUACAGAUUUUUAUUUUACGUUUUCUUAAUUUUGUUUUAUUAUAUUUAAGAAUAUAUAACGCAUAUAUUUUUUUGGAUCGCCCUGAAACAAUGCCUAAAGGGGUAAAGUAGCGAUAUGAAAAUCAGACUGAAAAUGGCAAAUGCUAUUUUGAGAGUAGGCUCAUGCUUGACUUGCCAAAAAGAACCUAUAGAUAAUUUUUUGUCAAAUUUUGCCUGCACGGUAGUUGUCAUUUCCAUUUUGACUUAUUAAAUUACUACUUUACCUCUUAAAACGUUGCUUCUCACUCCCUCGCCCUUUAAAUUGGAACAAAACAUCAGCAACAUUUGCAUUUUUUUGGUGCUUUAGCCCGGCUUUAAAUUGGAGCAAAUUUUUGUUUUUCAAUAGGAAAAUUUUAGCAAUGAAAAUGCUAAUUUUUAUAAAAUUAGCUUUGACCUAAUUUAAUAGACGAUAUGAAAGUAGAAUGAUGUUUAAACAGUUUUUAAGCUGAAUCAAUUAAUUUUUUUAUUUAAUUCUUCAUAAAAAUAAAUUAAAAUUCAAAGUACGUGUCCGAUUUAUAUUUUUAAAAUUGUUAUAGAGAAAAAAAAUAAAUGAUUUUUUUUUAAACGAAAAUUAAUCAUUUUUUAAAUUGAAACAGGAAUUUUUGUUCCAAUUUAAAGGGGGAGUCAGCGAUCUAAAUGGGUUUCAAGCAUACUAAAAUUAAUUUAUUAUUAAAAAAUCAUAUUUUAAGAGAAAUAAUGGCUUACUUUCUAUUAACUUGGAGGAGUAAGUGCAAAAAAUGUUCUUUAAAUGACUACUGCCCAAGUGGGAGUUCAAGUCCUCAAGAAUUAUCAGAUAUUUUAUCAUAUACUUGGCAGCAGCCCAUCAACUAUAAAGAGCAUUCUAAAGAAGCCUCAGAUAUGAAUAAAAAAUAUGUAUACACAUGCAUUGCUUUAUUUUCAAUCUUCACAGCUUUAACUGUCCUUUUACGAGGGUUUAGAAAUAAACUAAAGGUCAUUGAUUUUUAUUCAAAAUACCACAAUAUCGAGCAUAAUAGCAUCUUAAAGAGCACUAAAAAUAGGCUUGGAGGAUACUUUACAGUAGCAUUUUUUAUUGGUGCUUCGUGAUUUAUUUAUGGUAAUAUUUCAACAUAUGUUAUUGAUAAUAUUGCAGAAACCAAAGCCCUUUUACCAUUGGCAGCUGUAUGAUAUAAAGCCUCAUCCUUAAAUGGAAAUAUUACUUUAAUAGUUACACUCAUACGAUAUGGUGGAAAUUGUACCAACAAUGGUACUUGUAUUGAAAAUCUAAAAAUUGAUUCAAAUAAAAUUUUCAAUCCUUAUACAAGUAAAUCAUGCUAUAUGGACACCAAUAAUAAUUGCAUAAUCACUUAUUUAUGCAACAAUUGUGAAGUCUGAACUGAGGCAGAAAUUAAUAUUUCACUUCAGGAACCUUUGAGCUAUUGUGCAGGAAUUUUAGUAAAUUUGACAUCAACUUCAUCUAUACCUAAUGAAAUAAGUAGUGAACAAAUAGGCGUUAUGACAGAUAGCAACAAAAUCUUUAGAGGGCUUGAUCCAACUAUAUUCUAUUUUAUUAUGACGCCUUCAAUAUUUCAGUCUGUAUUUUCUUUAUGGCCAGAUAAAUUAUAUGGAUAUUAUGUAGGGAUCUCAGCAAAUCCAGUAAAAGGAUCCCAGAGUUAUGCGUAUGAGCUGGGUAGAAUAAUAAAAAUUUUUUAUGUGCCAGGUGGGUUUUGGGAAAAAAUAGGGAUUUUUUUUAAUGGAGUUAAAAAUUCGUAAAAAAGGCAUCUGAUAAAAAGCUUUUUUCACUUCACCCUAUGAGCUCCCAUUUAGCUCAGAUUUAAAUAUCAAAAUUGUAAUGGACAAAAAUGAAUUCUGUUUAAAUACAACAAGGAGUGCUAAACAAACAAUGCUUAUAUUAGUCAGCGCAUUGCUAGGAGCAGUUUUUGGGUGAAAAGGAGCAAUGAAAGGUUACGUUAGGUUAGUUUGUUAAAAUUCAGGUGUUAGCCAUAUUGGUGACGCAGUCACCAAAGAUCUACUGUAUAGAAGUUUCAUCCUCUUUUCGACUCCACCCAGAUGGUCUAUCCCCGAAGAUAGAUGAAACUUCUGAUACCUUCUCUCCUCCUUGCGGUUUUAGUCUUGGGUGCUCAUAGAUUUCUGUGUGGCUCUACUACGGGAGAUUGAGUUUGAUUGAUUCCAAGGAUCAACUCCUUGAAGCCUGCCAGGCGUCGAUGUGCCUUCCUUCGACAUCUACAGGAAAAAGACAAGUCCUGUGGGCCGAAACUCCCAGUUUCUAGGUAGAGGAAUGUCCAUGGGUCCUCGAAUCCAAAGAACGUUGCUGAAUAUCACCAUUUCCAAUUACAGGAAGGCAGAAAAAACUUAUUUGAAUGCACUGCUCCUUAGCCUGCACUUACAUCUCGACUCGGAGUCCGUCCCAGUUCGCCAUAGCCAUAAGGUCUGAACUGUUAUGCCAAGGGGUAAGCAGACCUGUGUCAUCAUUUUAAUGCAUUUGGAUCAAUGAAAGGUGCAAUGCAUUACUUAGAGAAAUGCACUUUAUUUUUUAGCAAAAAGAUUCACCAAAAAAUUCAUUUAUUAAAAAUGGCUUCAGCUAAUAAACAUCUGAUUCAUAUAUUUAAUUCAAAAAUAGUAAGCAAAGAAGCCCAUCCCUAUAGUAUCGAAGAGAGUGAAGAAAAUGAUGGCUUAAGAAGCAUAGAAUUACUUUUCGAAAGCUAUUCAUCUCAACAUCAGCUAUUUCAAUAA
This is a messenger RNA of Blepharisma stoltei, 5597 nucleotides long. NCBI's taxonomy places the organism in Eukaryota, Ciliophora, Heterotrichea, Heterotrichida, Blepharismidae. The record is from the annotation of a GenBank genome assembly.